Erythranthe guttata (spotted monkey flower) is the source of this 1119-nucleotide messenger RNA. The record is from RefSeq and is a predicted model, not a curated record. Lineage: Eukaryota; Viridiplantae; Streptophyta; Magnoliopsida; Lamiales; Phrymaceae.
AUGGAUCGAUUGAGGAAGGAUAACCCACAGACAUCGACGAGCGUGAAACAUGUCUACAACCAACUUGAGAAGAUGAAGAAAGAGAAUAUGGCAGGGAAGACUGUAAUACAACACGUGAUGUCGAACCUUCAAGAAAAUGGAUAUGAAUAUUUGUAUCGAUCUAAUGAAGCUGGUGAUACACUUACUGAUUUGAUGUUUGCCGCUCCUAUUUCACUUAAACUUUUGCGUUUAUUCUCUCAUGUUAUAUUGAUGGACUGCACUUACAAAACCAAUAGGUAUGAGAUGCCACUUCUGAAAAUAGUUGGGAUCACCCCUAUUGGUUACAACUUUACAAUUGUUGUUCCUUUCAUGUCACAUGAAGAUGCAGACACAUACAUGGGCUUUGAGUUGUUUGAAAUGUGCAUUGGGGGAUACCUGUUAUUAGUUGUUAUUUUAAUGACUAUUAACAGGGUGGAAAGUGCUCACAAUUCGUCGAAGGGUUGGAUUAAUGCUUCUAUCGGCGCUGUGAACACCAUUCAAUAUCAGCUUGACUCCAGGGGUUUGAUAUGCAAAGUCACACAUGAUGCAUUAAAUUUGCUUGAUGAUGAGUUCGGUAAACCGGGGGUAGAAGACCCAUCUACUUGUGAUCACGUUCUGUGGGUUACUCAUGGACUUUCAUGUGCGUGCCAAAUUUCGUUGAAAAUCCAACAACAUGAUACGUUUAUAACUAUGGAUCUAUAUUCAUUUUGGAGUAUCAUGCACGUUGAAGAACAAGAAAUACCCGAAGCACAGGUAGACCGCGAAGCAGAUAUGAGAGACCGGAUAAUAAGACUAGCCACCGAAGUGUUACAAAAAGAUUACAUGACUCAAAAAAUGACUGUUGAUUACAUGAAUAGCGCUAUUAAUCCAGACACCAUUCACUUGACUGAGCCUGCAUAUGUUAAACCGAAGGGACGGCCAAAGGAUAAACCGACGAAGAGAGAUAAAUCCGGUUGGGAGUACCCACGAUUCCCGCCGAAGUCGUCUACUGAUGAAGAAAAGGGUAAAUCGUCUGCAAUAUCUAAUGGUCGAAAAAGUACUUCUACCGGAAUCCCACCAUCGAAAGUAACCGAUCCCGCUCCCGGUCGUGGACGGGGUUGA